AGCACAAGCCUAGGGCUGUCAGUCAGAGCGCUGCCUGGUCCGGGCCAAGGGUCCCGCGGGACCGGCGGGGCCAUGGCGGCCGUGUUUGAUUUAGACUUGGAGACCGAGGAAGGAAGUGAGGGCGAGGGCGAGCCGGAGUUCAACCCUGCGGACGUGUGUCCCCUUGGCGAGUUAAGGGCUGCUGGCCUGGAGACAGUGGGACACUAUGAGGAGGUGGAACUGACAGAGAGCAGCGUCAACCUGGGUCCUGAGCGCAUCGGACCCCACUGCUUUGAGCUACUGAGUGUUCUGGGCAAGGGGGGUUAUGGCAAGGUGUUCCAGGUGAGAAAAGUGCAAGGCACCAACUUGGGCAAAAUAUAUGCCAUGAAAGUCUUGAGAAAGGCCAAGAUUGUAUGCAGUGCCAAGGACACAGCACAUACCCGGGCUGAGCGGAACAUUCUAGAAUCGGUGAAGCACCCCUUCAUUGUAGAACUGGCCUAUGCUUUCCAGACAGGUGGCAAACUCUACCUCAUCCUGGAGUGCCUCAGUGGUGGUGAGCUCUUCACACAUCUUGAGCGAGAAGGCAUCUUCCUGGAAGACACAGCCUGCUUCUACCUGGCAGAGAUCACACUAGCCCUGGGCCAUCUCCAUUCCCAAGGCAUCAUCUACCGGGAUCUCAAGCCCGAGAACAUCAUGCUCAACAGCCAGGGCCAUAUCAAACUGACAGACUUUGGACUCUGCAAAGAGUCCAUUCAUGAGGGUGCUAUCACUCACACCUUCUGUGGCACCAUUGAGUACAUGGCCCCAGAGAUUCUAGUGCGCAUCGGUCACAACCGGGCAGUGGACUGGUGGAGCCUGGGAGCCCUGAUGUACGACAUGCUCACUGGAUCGCCGCCCUUCACCGCAGAGAACCGGAAGAAAACUAUGGAUAAAAUCAUUAAAGGGAAGCUGGUGCUGCCCCCCUACCUCACCCCGGAUGCCCGGGACCUUGCCAAAAAGUUUCUGAAGCGGAAUCCCACUCAUCGAAUUGGGGGUGGCCCAGGAGAUGCUGCUGAUGUGCAGAGGCACCCGUUUUUCCGGCACAUCAAUUGGGAUGACCUCUUGGCCCAUCGUGUAGACCCUCCCUUCAGACCGAGUCUGCAAUCAGAAGAGGACGUGAGCCAGUUUGAUGUGCGAUUCACACGGCAGACGCCAGUAGAUAGUCCAGAUGACACAGCCCUCAGUGAGAGUGCCAACCAAGCCUUCCUGGGCUUCACGUAUGUGGCACCUUCUGUACUGGACAGCAUCAAAGAGGGCUUCUCCUUCCAGCCUAAGCUGCGCUCCCCCAGACGCCUUAACAGCAGUCCCCGCACCCCUAUCAGCCCCCUCAAGUUCUCUCCCUUUGAGGGGUUCCGGCCCAGUCCUGGCCCACCAGAGCCCAUGGAGCCAUCUCUACCUCCACUCCUGCCACCACCAUCAUCACCACCACCCACAAGUACUGCCCCACUUCCCAUCCGUCCCCCCUCAGGAACCAAGAAGUCCAAGAAGGGACGGGGCCGCCCUGGGCGCUAGGAGAAUAGAAGAGACAGCUGUGAGAACCUGACUGGCUCCGACCUGUGGAUGAGAUGAGAGUGUGCUUGUGUGGGGGGAGGGUGAGCCUUACAAUCGUGUACAGGAGGGCUGCAGGCUGCAGCCACUGGAGGUGUUCCCACCCCCCAUCCCAUCAGAAGGGACUUGGCCUGUCUUUGGACCUGUGCCCUCAUAGGAUUAAAGGACUGAAUCAUGGCAGAGUGA
Rattus norvegicus (Norway rat) is the source of this 1752-nucleotide messenger RNA. RefSeq names its product ribosomal protein S6 kinase B2 (gene Rps6kb2). Gene Ontology annotation, biological process: signal transduction; TOR signaling; negative regulation of signal transduction. Gene Ontology annotation, molecular function: kinase activity; nucleotide binding; transferase activity. The transcript is spliced from 15 exons. The coding region runs from base 73 to 1530 and encodes 485 amino acids. The record is from RefSeq and is marked validated. Lineage: Eukaryota; Metazoa; Chordata; Mammalia; Rodentia; Muridae. Gene Ontology annotation, cellular component: cytosol.